This is a messenger RNA of Ostertagia ostertagi, 783 nucleotides long. NCBI's taxonomy places the organism in Eukaryota, Metazoa, Nematoda, Chromadorea, Rhabditida, Trichostrongylidae. The record is from the annotation of a GenBank genome assembly.
AUGCCUCGGAACCACGUGCGCCGUUUGCUGUGUUUGUCUUCCAAUAUUCGAUCUAUUCACAAAAAUGGACGUGCGCUCCUCUAUCAUAUUGAGCAAUUUGGCUUUGACUUAAUCGCUCUAUCUGCAACUUGGCUUAGCGCGGGCGCUCAAUGGUCGUCUUCUUUUGGUAGCCGUUGGCCACAGUACGACUUGAUCAGGUCCGACCACAUUUCGAAAAAAGGUAUAGGUGUCGCAGUUUUGGACAAGAAAACCCUUUCUACUGUCACAGUUUUGCGUGAAUGUUGUCCUGAAGGAUAUGAAAUUCUAUGUGUAGAUAUCAUAAUGGCUCCCUCCGCCACUGCCGCGGCUACAAAUAUAUUAUUUCAUGCGAUCAGUGAUCUCAUCUCCUCUCACCAUCACUGCAUAAUAACGGGAUACUUCAAUUUAUCUGAUAUUGAUUGGUCAACUCCUUCUGGUAGCACCAGUUGCUCCGCCACUUCCAAAUCGUUUACGGACCUCUGUGGAACGCACCUUCUUGCGCAACAUGUCAAAGUGCCCACAUUAGGAGGUAAUAUUCUCGACUUGGUGUUGACCAACACUGACGGCUUGAUUCACGGUUUGUCUGUCGCGCCCCCUUUGGGCACUAGUGACCACAGCAGUGUCGUUUUUGACUUAAACCUUUUUGCUGCCAGUAAGCCACUUAUAAAAAAGAGAAGCUUCAAAGAUGCAAAUUACAACGCGAUCAGAACACACCUUGCUGGCAUCGACUGUUCCCGUUCUUUUGGCCUCUCAGUCAAUCAAUGA